Messenger RNA from Penicillium longicatenatum, 2037 nucleotides. Its product is annotated as Zn(II)2Cys6 transcription factor. Gene Ontology annotation, molecular function: DNA binding; zinc ion binding; DNA-binding transcription factor activity, RNA polymerase II-specific. Gene Ontology annotation, biological process: DNA-templated transcription; regulation of DNA-templated transcription. The transcript has 5 exons. Gene Ontology annotation, cellular component: nucleus. Lineage: Eukaryota; Fungi; Ascomycota; Eurotiomycetes; Eurotiales; Aspergillaceae. The record is from RefSeq and is a predicted model, not a curated record. The coding region runs from base 1 to 2037 and encodes 678 amino acids.
AUGAGCACACCCAAGGACAAUUACGCCAUUCACAAAGUUUCUCUGAAACGCACACGGCAGGCGUGCGGACCAUGCCGUCGCAAGAAGGCUCGUUGCCCCGGUGAGAAGCCUGUGUGUUCAACUUGUCAGCGAUUGGGGCAGCGCUGCUCCUAUGCGGCACAGGUAACAACUCGAACUCAAAAUCAAAGAUCCGCCAAUCAUGGCGAUGGGUAUAGUUCUGCGGGCUCAGAUCAGCCCAAGGCUUCUGGUACACGCCUUCAAAGCAUAGAGGAGAGGCUUGAAGAGAUAUCAUCUCUAAUCAAAGAGCGACUACCCGAGAGAAAUACCCAGGUUGAAGAAUUAGAUGGGUUACAGCCGACAUGCCAUGAAAAUGUUGCCCAGGAUGAUCCAGACCAAGUCUACCGGGACUUCACGUCCAACUCUCCCAUAUCAAUACCCCUGAUUGAAUCCGAGGUGCAGGUGUAUUUGAACGAUUUCCAUGAUCAGCCCUAUUGUGUAUUCGACAGGCAAUGGCUCCUGGAAAACAAAGAUGCUCUCCCGCCAGAGGUCAUAUUUCCAUUGGUAGCUCUAACACGACGUCUCUCAGUCAAAUCGCCAGGCCUGCCAGAUGGUACCAUAUCAACAGGCAAUGCCUGUGCCGAGCGAGCGUGGCAGAUACUCUCUACCAAGUACCGAGAUGGUAAGACGGAUCUGUCCUUCCUGCAAGGCACAUUCCUCGUCGCUCAACUUGACUUUGUCGAUGGCAAUGCUCACAGGGGAUGCCUAUCCGUUGGCAUUGGUGUGCGGGUCAUCCAGUCAUACGGGCUCAAUCAAGGCAAGAAACUUUCUUCUCUAGAAGGUUCUGAAGCAGAGGCCUGGCGACGUAUCACCUGGGCGUUCUUCAUUAUCGAUCGCACCUAUAACGCGUCCCGGAAUUUUUCCAUUUGCCUGUCGGACAAUCACUUCACGCUUUCCUUCCCUCUAUCAACGGCCGUGAAUGACACGUCUCGUGCAUGCCUACAUAACAAAUCAUCAAAUCAUGAACAGAAAGGCGACCAGGAUAUCUUAGCUUCUCUCCUGCGUCUCUACUCAUUAUGGGGGAAAGUGACAGAAUGGGUCUUCGAGCCUCUAGUAACAAGCAGCCUACCACCCUGGCAAAGCGGGUCAGCACUCGCAAUUCUUGAGUCGGAGUGGAUGCAAUUCGAAACCCAAUUCGCAGAUAUUCAUCGCUACAUGAACGUGGACUUCAAGCGACGCGCACGCGAAGAACCUGGGUCUCAUUCCUAUCUAUCGACAUGGCUAUGCGUCCAAUUCCUCUUCCACUCGAUUCAGUGUCUCUUACACCACCCUUUCGUGACGAUGGUCAAGCUCCGUCAUAUGAGAGGAAAUCUAUCCGCAGCAUUCCUCCAGAAAUCGUUCGAAACUUCAUUGCUUCAUUCACGGUGGAUAGCGCGGUUUGUCAAUGAAAUGUCCGAGGUUGGGUUGCGUCUUCGUGAUCCGUUUUUCGGAUAUCUUGCUGCUAUUGCGGCUACUAUUCAACUUGAACAUACGGGUAACAAGAAUCCUAAAAUUGCUCUUUUGGUGAAUAAUGAAUAUCGAGUUCUGGUUGGAUUUAUCACCGAGCUUUCUUCACAGUGGGGCAAUAUGAAGGUCUUGGUUGACCGAUUGAAUGAAUUGGCCUCGCGGCGCCAGAAUUAUGGCUCGUUGUUUUAUAAUCAGGAUGGUUUCUCGGGUGAAUUGUCUAGCAUGGCAACGCCGUCCAACCUUCCGAGGAUGUCGGUGCAGGAUGAGGCUCUUAUGUGGAAUAUUCUUGAUCUCACUUCGUUCGGCUCUGAAGAGAGCAUCACGAUACCGCCGUCUACAACAGGCCUUCGAGCAGAAAUACAAAACGUAGAGCCGCCCAAUCUUGGAGAAAUGCCUCUUGUUGGAGUCGGACCAGGACUGAUUCAGGCAGCUGCACCAGAGUGGCCUUUCGGACGAGGUACCGGUUUUGGACACGGCGUGCCUGAUAUACCAGACUGGAUGAUUUUUGGAGAUUUUAUGUCGGAGCAUCUUUGA